Molecule: messenger RNA, 1659 nt
Organism: Symbiodinium sp. CCMP2592
Lineage: Eukaryota; Dinophyceae; Suessiales; Symbiodiniaceae
Source: the annotation of a GenBank genome assembly
AUGUUGUGGAUCUUCGGAUCGACUCGAUUCAUCAAAAGCCGACCCCCAACCCUGCCGCCAAAGUCGCUAGACGAGGCUCAGUUCAAGCUGCUUCUCACGGUGCUGAGCAUUCUCGUGCUGACUUUCCUCUCCCAGACCUUCACAGGUCUCAACAUCGGGCUUAUGUCGCUGGAUACGGCGCAGUUACAGGUUCUCAUAGACGUGCCAAAUAAAGAUGAGACUGCCAUGGACUCUGCCAGAUAUGCGCGAAAGAUCCUGCCACUGCGCCGGAAGGGGAAUUUACUGCUUUGUACCAUUCUCCUCGGGAACACCGCGGUCAAUGCCUUGAUGGCACAACUGUUGGCAGACUAUGCAGGCGGCUUCAUCGGUUUCCUGCUGACCACGGCCAUUAUCGUCAUCUUGUGCGAGAUCGUCCCGCAAUCCGUCUGUACCCGGCACGGCCUCUUCCUGGGGGCAGCCGGAUCCCCGAUUAUCAAACUGGCCAUGGUACUCUUCUACCCGAUAACAAAGCCGUAUGCGCUUGUCCUGGAUCACCUCUUCCCACAGCGAGAGAACCUGCUGGACCGAAGUCAGCUUCAGGCACUGGUGGAGUACCAAAAAUCAGCUGCUCCAGGAAUGCUCGUCGAGGGGCAAGCAGAGAUGCUCAUAGGUGCCCUGGGCAUGACCAAGAAGACUGUCUCAGAGGUGAUGGUUCCGCUGCAGAGUGCCUGCUGCUUGAUGCUUGAGGAUGUUCUCGACUUUGCGUUUAUUGCACGCGUGAUUCAGCGGGGCUACAGCCGCUUCCCUGUGGUGGACUCCGCCUCUGGGCAGGUGGUUGGCCUUCUUCACUGUAAAGAUCUGCUGAGCCUGCGCGUGGUUGAGCCGGUUCACGACGACCCCGUGCACAACGUUCGUGACCGAUCAACCUGCACCGUCGGCGAGCUGCUCGAGGCUCUGCGCGCGGCCGGCCGCGAAAGGCACAUAUUCGUCUGCGGCAAGAACACCACGCUGAUGGCCUUGCUGUCAGAGUUCAAGCGCGCGCCGCAUUUGGCAGUCGUCGCAGACAGCCUGGCCGAUGGCGAGGCACCGGCAGAGACCCGCCACCUAGGCAUUGUCACCCUGCACAACAUCUUCGGCACCAUCCUGCAAGCGCAAGUGGGCUUUUCCGAAGACGGCGGGGGCAGCCCGAGGAGGCACCGACAGGCUGGAGCGCUCCAGCUUUUCGACCGUGCUCGACUAGAGAAGAUGGCCUCCAACGCUGAGCCUUUGGGCCAGGACGAAGCUGGAGCAGUGAUGUCCUUCCUGGCAGCCACGUUGCCGCGGCUCUUCUCCCAACAUGCACUGAGCCAGUCUGCCUUGUUGGAGCUCCUGGAGUCUCUCCAUCCUCGGCAGAUUUCAAAGCGAGCUCAGCUCUACCAAAAAGGCAAGGAGACGGAUGUCGUCACGCUUGUGCUUCAAGGUGCGCUGCACCUCACCAGUGGCCUCGACGACUGCGAGAGUUCUGCCGGGCCCUGGGCUGUGCUGGGCAUUGGGUUGUUGCAGCCUAAGGCCCCCGACCCGUAUGUCUCAGAUUUCAGUGCGGUAGCUGUCACCGACUCCUUCAUCUUGGAGAUCCAUCGGCACAGCUACCUCAAAGCUGCAGCGUCCGACCGCAGCAGCCACGUGGAUGCCAUCGCCUGA